Mytilus californianus (California mussel) is the source of this 2241-nucleotide messenger RNA. RefSeq names its product peroxisomal membrane protein 2-like. The record is from RefSeq and is a predicted model, not a curated record. The transcript has 5 exons. Bases 68 to 655 code for a protein of 195 amino acids. NCBI's taxonomy places the organism in Eukaryota, Metazoa, Mollusca, Bivalvia, Mytilida, Mytilidae. Gene Ontology annotation, cellular component: cytoplasm; membrane.
CGAGACCCAAGAUGUCUGCGCCCGGUUGAAAGUUCAAAACAACGUCCCACAUUGUCAACUUUGAAAAAUGAGUUUGAGCAAGGAUAAGUCUAACGAAAAUGCCUUUGAAAAGGCUCUUAAAGCUUACCUUGGAUUGUUACAGUCAAGACCCGUACUUACAAAAGCCAUCACCAGUUCUACAGUUUCAGCAGUUGGUAACAUUAUAUCACAGUUGAUUGUCCCUAACCAACAAAAUGGUGGCAAAAUUGCCUGGCGAAGUGUGGCUUCUUAUGCCUCCUUUAGUUUUGUAGUAAGUGGACCAUUGAUACAUUAUUUCUACAUAUGGAUGGAUAAGUUGAUACCAAAGAAGAAAGAAUCAGCCACAUUUGAUGGAAUCAAGAGAGUUAUAUUUGACAGAUUUAUAUUUGCACCUCCAUUUAUACUCCUCUUUUUAUAUGCAGUUACAAUGCUAGAGGGUUCAGGGCACGAGGCAGCUAUUGCAAAGAUUAAAGAAACUUUCUGGCCGAUACUAAAAAUGAACUGGCAGAUUUGGACAGUGUUCCAGUUUAUUAAUGUAAACUAUGUACCUCUGAAGUACCGUGUUUUAUUUGGUAAUGCAGUAGCUUUGGUUUGGUCCGUCAUUGUUGCAGUUAAGAGAAGACAAUUAGCACAGUGAAACAAAAAGACAACUGUUGCCUUGGAUACAGCGUAAACAGAAAACAUUAUGACAAUUUGUAAUUUUGGAGAAAGAUCAGUAUUAGAUAUAAGAAAAACAUGUAAAUCUUAAAUUCUUGCAGACCUGUUUGGUCCUAGAAAUCCACAAAUUUAAAUUCUGAAUAAAUAAACCAGUUUACAGUAACUGUCUUAUGGAGUAAUGAGAGAUGCAGUUGAUUAACUGGUUGACCACUGCAGCCAGUUAAUGUGUCCAAAUGUCCAAUCAUGUGGUAGUGACCACCUUAGCCUGUAACAAUAUCCAAUAAGGUGAUAUUUUGUAUUUAGUGAAUUUUUAAGACCAAAGAUUUUAACAAUGUUUUAAAUCUAAGGGAAGUCUUAAGAGGGACUAGGGUUAUGCAUAUUUUCUAAAUAAUAUUCUUAUUCCCAACUUUGAAGAAAACAUUAUUUUGAUCAGGGAGAAGGAAAAAAAAUUCUGAUUGUCUAAUUGAGUUUUUGUUAUUAAAUUAAUGUUUAGUUUUUUAAAAAUUGUCACUUUAGUGACAAAAAAAUAAAAAAAAUUCAGAAUGAACCCCCCCCCCCCCCCACCCCCCCCCCCCCCCCCCCCACCCUCAAAUGGUUGUUCAAUAUAUAUUGUACUUUAUGUGAUGUUCAAAACUUUUUUAAGAAGAGUUAUUUUUUAAUGUUACUGUAAUUUCAUUCUUGAAAAUCUUGAUUACCAUUCUUCUGAAGGAACUCUUCAGUCAUAAAAUUGACAUAAUAGGGAAUUAAUAUAUAUCUCAAACAUUGGUUAUUUGUGGGUAAAGAGAAUAUAAGAAUUUUCUUUAUUUCAAAGCUGAUUGUAAAAGGUUAGUAUUAAAGAUGAGAUAGGAUCAUUGUUUAUAAUACAAUCUCUGUAUAUUUUGACUAAGUUCUAAAUAAUUUCUAUAUUUAUCAGAUUGAAAUAUGCUAAUUUGCAAUUUUGCUAUGAAGCUAUACACAUCCUUUAUAUUUUUUUCAUAGAAUUCAUAUACCGGUAACCAAACAGGUGGAUUUAAUGUGGUUUAGUUUCAGAUUUAUUUCAAAUUUAUCAAGUUAUUGUAAACUGAUGAAACUGUUGAAAGAGUGUUGAGUAUUUCCAUAAUUAAAAUGUAUGUAAGGUUUAGUAUGUAUGAACAGUAACUAUAGUAAUAUUGUUAAAGGGUAGACCUUAAUAAGGGAGAUAACUCUUUACAUCAGUACAAUGUUUGUUAAAGUUAGUUUCAUCAAUGCCUUUUAAGCAUCUAUGUGAAAUUAAAUUUAGCUUUGAAAAUGGCUGAAACAAAUGUAUUAGUAAAUUAAAUAUUUUAAAGAGUUAUUUCCCUUUAAUGGGGCAUCUCAGAUGUGACAGAUUAUUUAUGUAUUUUUCACAUAAAAGAUAUACACACUACUGCACCAUGCAGAAAAUUUAUGUUGAAACACACAUAACCUUCAAUCACAAUUUCAUUCAUUUUCAUAAAACUAGAUACUUUGAGAUGCUCCAAGAGAAACUUUGUGUAAUCAGAUGUAUGAUUAAUGAUUGAAUUAUAUCAACAUAUAACUAUGAAUAAAACAAGGAGAUUGAGGUAGUCA